Messenger RNA from Mercurialis annua (annual mercury), 660 nucleotides. RefSeq names its product membrane magnesium transporter. NCBI's taxonomy places the organism in Eukaryota, Viridiplantae, Streptophyta, Magnoliopsida, Malpighiales, Euphorbiaceae. The record is from RefSeq and is a predicted model, not a curated record. Gene Ontology annotation, cellular component: Golgi apparatus; EMC complex; early endosome. The coding region runs from base 114 to 434 and encodes 106 amino acids. The transcript is spliced from 4 exons.
UCUGAACUAAAAAAACUCUCCUUGGCCUUUUUGGUAUUUCCGCCGUGAACCCAGAGCUCAGGUCGGCUGCCGGUGAUCGAAGAUCGAAGUGGAGAUUGUAAUUAAUUAUUCAAAUGGACGUAGCAUUUAUUGUCGGCGCUUUUGGAAUGUUGAUUCUUUCGCACGCCGCAUAUUCAACCAUUCAAUAUAGAGGUAUAUUGAAGAUUAUGGAAGAGGAAUUUUCAGGACCUCCAGUUAAUGUGGUGAUAGAGUUGCUAUUAGGGUUAGUGUUGUGUAUAUGGGCAGCUUUGACUGCUCCAGGGGAAUUCCUCUCCAUACAUCCUCAUUCAGAUGAGAACAGGAUCGUAUCGUUACCAGAAAAUAUGGACUUCAUGAUCUUCAACCAUCGCGGUAAAGUUUCCCCUUCAGACGUGGAGUUGAAGCUGAAGCAUUGAAGUCUUUUCAACCAAAUGGAAGGAUCACUUUCUGUUUGAGGAGAGCUGUAAUUUUUUCUGUCAAAUUAGAACUUGAGAAGAGCAAAACUUUGUGGAUGUGUCGAUCCAGGGAUGCCUAUGCCUAGUUUAUUAAGUUAACUCUUUAAUUGUUUAUCCUUCCAGUUUUCUCUGUUGCUCAACUUUGUAGAUGGCUUUAAAUACAUCAAUGGAAUUUUCUGUUCCUCAA